UUUCAUAAAGCAAGGUCGUUUCGAAGUGGAGGGCACUCGUGGGACGAUGUACCUCGGCAUCCUACCCAGCAACUGCCGGGGGUUCUUCUCCCCGGUUGACACUUAUACAGGUACAGCGCACUCAUUCUCCUAUGCUACCUACUCCUAGUGUAUCAACCGGCCGUCUCAACCUUUCUUUCCAUUGUGUGUGUGUUCUUCAAGAAAUAGCGAGUCUUCAAGUAUAACCAUGGGAGAGGUGAAAGUCAAGCUUCAUUGGCUCAAUGGGUCUCGAGCUCAGAGCAUUCUGUUCCUGCUCGAGGAGUUGGAGAUCCCUUACGAGCUCGAGAUCUACCGCCGCCAGAAAGACAUGCUAGCGCCGCCUGAGCUCAAGAAGAUCCACCCAUUGGGCAAGUCACCUGCAGUCACUAUCACGGCUCCAGGUGCCUCGGAGCCCAUAAUCCUUGCAGAGAGCGGCUUCAUCACGCAAUACCUGUGCGACCACUUUCGCAGGGGAAAAACGCUGGUGCCACAGCGCUGGAAGGACGGCCAGGAGGGCAAGGUCGGUGGCGAGACGGAGGAAUGGAUGCGGUACCAGUACCUGCUGCACUAUAUUGAGGGCAGCUUCAUGUUCACCAUGGUCAUGAACUUUAUCCUCAGCGCCGGCCUCAAAGGCAGCAGUGUACCCUUCUUUGUGCGGCCAAUCACGACGUUCAUCGCAAACCAGAUGAUCUCCAUGGUGGUCGCUCCGAACAUGAAGCGGCACUUUGGGAUGAUGGAGCAGCUCUUGGAGACGUCACCGGGCGGUGGCAGUUACAUGUGUGGCCGCACCCUCACUGGCGCCGACAUCAUGCUCUCUUACCCGCUCAUUGCUGGGAAAGAUGGCGCGUUUGAUAGCAUCGGCCAGUGGGACAAGGGUUCGUUCAAGGAGACAUACCCGAAGCUGCAUGCCUACAUUGAGCGGCUCGCAGAAGAGCCGGCAUGGAAGAGGUCGGUGGAAAGGAUCAAGCAGAUCGAGGGCCGCUUCUCGCUCCUGCCCACCCCUGGAGAGCCGUCUGCACGCAUUUAAUACGCGCUGACUUUUUUUUUUCAUU
This is a messenger RNA of Thermothelomyces thermophilus ATCC 42464, 1070 nucleotides long. RefSeq lists its product as uncharacterized. The record is from RefSeq and is a predicted model, not a curated record. Bases 227 to 1045 code for a protein of 272 amino acids. Lineage: Eukaryota; Fungi; Ascomycota; Sordariomycetes; Sordariales; Chaetomiaceae. The transcript is spliced from 3 exons.